This is a messenger RNA of Acanthopagrus latus (yellowfin seabream), 5244 nucleotides long. RefSeq lists its product as uncharacterized. Gene Ontology annotation, cellular component: centriole. The transcript is spliced from 10 exons. Bases 409 to 4044 code for a protein of 1211 amino acids. The record is from RefSeq and is a predicted model, not a curated record. NCBI's taxonomy places the organism in Eukaryota, Metazoa, Chordata, Actinopteri, Spariformes, Sparidae. Gene Ontology annotation, biological process: regulation of cytokinesis; centriole replication; centrosome duplication.
GUCCUUGUCCGUGCUGUGACUCCACUCCGGGUGUUCGGAGCGAUUCGACGGUUUCCAAACUGUCACCGUGUGUUGCUCCGGGAGGAGAGGCGGGUAAAAAUGUAAACACUGAUCCAUCUUGAUGGAGAGUUUUUGUUUGGCUGCUCGCUAGACCUAACUGUGUCUCGGUUUUAUCCGACGUAUGACUGCAGGGCUGCUCUGCUUUGGUUUAUCUUACGUCUCACAAUAAUAGCUAUUAACUUUACCGCUAGCUAAGCAUAUCAAUAAGUGUUCCUUUGCUAAGCUAACGUUGGCUAGUUAGCUUACAGCUCAGCAACUAGCAAAACAGCAAGAUAACAUCAACAUAUUAACGUCAGUCCGCACUCAAACUAUCAAACGUUACUACCUACAUUAUCCUGAUGCAACUUAAUGGAGGACUACGACAAGUUUGUGCAGCGUCAUCUCUCCUAUCUGAGGAAGAGUGAGGAGGAGUACAACAAACCUUCACCUGCAUCCUCUCUCAUCCGCUUCUAUGGAAAACCUAUACUUCCUCCCCUGCUCUCAGGGGAGCAGAGAGAGGAGAUGCAGCAACACAGAGAGGCAGCUCAGAAAGUUGCUGAUCACAGAAAGCCGAAGGAUGAUGCAAGAAUGGCCUAUGUGCAAACUAUCCUACAAAGUGUGCAGCUAAGAAAGACGCCGACACUGGAGGAGCUGCUUCAAGAGUCAGAUAUAAACACAAAGUCUUCAUAUUCCCAUAACAGCAGUGGUGGAUCAGUGUUGCAGAGCAGUUAUUUCAUAAGAACAAAGGAGAAUCUUUUGCUCUCACCACCGCCUGAAAAGAAAGAAAAGGAUGGUGUUUCUCUUCCUCCACUGACAUCAACUACAUAUUGUGCCUUUUUCGACUCUAAUGUAACGCCUCAGGAAGGAAGCCUUAUUGACAGACAUUACAGCCAACAGGGGUCACAGCCAAGUUUCCUUAAUGGUGUGAGGCACCAGUCAGUAUCCUCAGGUUAUGUGACCUACGAGAAUGUUGAAAACACCACCAGUGUCUCUGGAAGGGUCAGUGCAGGGAGAGAGAGCUGCAGCUUUGGCUCCUCAGAGGGAGCUUAUAAUUCGGGUGGCUUUUUCCUCCACAACACAUCAGACACAAUCGCCAAGAUGCCAGAUAUUAUCAGCCAUCCCCCCAUAGAUGGAGAGGAAUUGGAGAGGAGUGGACUGGAAUCAUCCUUUUGUACUGACUUUAUAGAAGACAUUUCUUGUUCUUCACUCCAGGAGGAUUCAAUCAUAUGUGGCAAUUUACCAGUAGAUAAAUCUGAAAGCAGUCAUGCAGACAGCACAGUGGGUGAAGAUAACCUUUCUGUUACUACAGUGCCUGACACUCACAAAGAUCUCAGUUUGGACAAAAUUAAGGGCCCGGUCUCUUUAUCAGAAAACAGUGUCCUUUCAGACAAUCCAGAGUUAUCACACAUAUUGAGCACUCAUCACUCUCCAACCGCAGAAUUGCGUAUUCAGCAUGACCCCACAGAAACAGACCCAGCAGACAACCAUGUAGAUGAAGCAGAGCUAUCUGAGGAGCCUUAUCGUCUGAGCCUGCAGGCCCUGCUGAAGAAAUCUCAGGAGUACCGGCGGCGCCAGCGGAUGCUUAGGAACCAGGCCAAAAACACUAAAAUCCAAGAGAGGACCCAAGAACAGGCAAGAGCAAGGACAGAGGAGUGCAGCCUCUCUGAUAAGGAGAAUGACGAGUUCUCUUACAAGGGCACUGUGACUACAGAGGGAAAGAAAACUAAAGAGAGGAAAGGCACUUUUAUCCAAUCAGCGGAAACUUCACCAAAGAAGUCCUGGGAGAGUGAGAGGAUCAAUGAGAGUGAGCUCUUUGGGAAAAAUGGGAACUUUGAAUCUGAAAGGACACAUUUAAUCAGAGAUAGCAAUACUAAGGAAAUUGAUAUUGUUAUGGAGGAAACAACCUUAACAAAUAAUAGGCUGAACAAUUCACAAGGAGUCAUAACAAAGCCUAAACAAAUCAGCACCCUCCCGCAGCAACAACCCACAAUGCCGACAGAAACUCAUAUUCAGGCAGCUUUUUACUCGACCACUUGUCCCACAACUUCUCAAAGAGGAGUAGGAAAAUAUCACACUAUCCCGGCCCCUAAUUUCUGUGGGAGUCCUGUUCGCUGCAAAAGCAAAAGUGGUAUCCAAGAUGGAGAAGCUGCUGAUGAGGCCAAGACCUUAAACCAGAGAGUUUCAGUCAAUACUAGUUUGAAUGAACAGGUUAACCAGGAAAUUCAAAACAGUCACACAAGAGUUGUUUCCACUGUGAAUGUCAUGGUUGAAGGUGAUGGAACAAGAGUUCCAGCCAGGAGUUCACAGCAUAUAGAUCAGCUUGAGACCAACCUGUCUGGUCUGAAAGUGUUGAUCUCGGAUCUUGAGUCCACACUGACAGAGAAAUUGGGGAAUCAAAGCCAAACUGGGAGUCAUGCGCAAAAUGAGUUCAGCUUUGCAGGCAUCAAGCACUCCGAGCAGAUUAAAAAUGAACAUGUGCAGCUUUGGCAGAGUGAAUGUGAUGAUGAUGAUGAUGAUGAUGAUGAUGAUGAUAGCAAUGAAAGAAGACAAUCAUUAGACAAUAUCAAGAACAUGCAUGAAGAUACAGGACCUGAACCAAUCUUCAGUGACAUGGACGAUGUUCCUCACAUAGUGCACCUGACAGGCCCGGAGGCAGUUAACUUAAGCGAGCUUAGGCUAGUCAAAUCCUUACCAACAGAGAGAGCAAAAGAAAAAGGGAUAUGUAAUAAAGGACUUACAAAGAGUUACGGACAGCAUGGCGGCUGUAGAAAGCAGCAGCCUCCAGCUAAAUGUAUCCUCUCUGUAGCACAGCGGCUACGAAUUCCCAGUGUAUUCCGAAAUGAUCCAUCUGAAACCACUGCUCCACCUAACGUCUCAGUGCUCUCCGACACCAGUAACUACCCGGUGGAAACCAGGAAUGAAACAGCAGUUGAAGGUCCUGACUCUACCCACCUGCCAUCCCUCAACCAGUCGUAUGAUGUUGACGCACCAUCAGGCCUGUGGUUUCACGCAGCAUCUGGUUCCGACUUGAGCUCAAAGCAUCUGACCCCAGACAGUGGGGGUGAAGGCCAGGGUGGGGAAUCCAAGGUCAAGAGGAGACUGCUCAUGCAUGUGACAGAGGAGAUGCAGGAGAAGAGAGCUGAUGUCAGCAGAGGGGCAAGCUUUGAGGCCAGACCCAACCCCAGCACUGCUAGAGCUGCAGUGCGACAGCAGGAAGGCCAUUGCGAUCAAAAAGACAAGCAGGAACAACUGAAACAGGCCCAUGCUGCCCAGGUUAGAGCCCUGCAAGAGGAGCACAGGAGACAACAAGAAGAGCUACUACAGGCGUUGGCAGUGCGUUACCGUCUCCUCCAGAGCAUGUCCUUCCCUUGCUCUAUGUCAGGCUCACGUCUUGGGGACACGAUGACCUUUCCUACCCUCUCUCAGCCUCCCAGCCCACCAUCAGAGCGCUACCGCCCCCUGCUGUUAGCAGCCGUCAAAGGUUUUCUGACUCGGAGGCUGCUGAAGACCGAGAGAGUGGCACAGCUGGUGCGCACCAUCAGGGACACACAGCACUUCCUGCAGGCCCUCCAGCAGCAGAGCCCCAACAGAGGAGAGUUUUGUAGCAGACAGGAUCUUUUGUUGCAGGAGAGAGUCACUCUGCAGCUGCGUGCUGCACAUUACGAGGUCUACGACAUAUUCUUCAGCCUGUCAGCCGGAGAAAGGAUGCAGCUGAUCAGCUGGGACAGAGAGCUGGCCCGGGAGAGGGAACUCAGACGACAGAGCGGGCAGACAGGCCAUCCCAGAGGAAAGACGUCUUUGUCAGCUGCAACUCAGAAAUCACUGGAGAGGAAGAGAGGAAUGAUGAUCCAGAAAAAGGCAGCAGGAAGGCACAAGGGAGUUGUGAGGAGGACCGGACACAGCACUGGAUUCUCUGCUAAGCAGCCGCCGGAAACCAAACGAGGACAGUUCAGAGCAAAUCCUCAGAGAGUCCCCAAGAGCACUUACUCCUCUAGACCCCGAUGACACUCUCCUAAUUGGCCCCAGUGAGGACUCCUAAUAAGGCCUCUAGCGAUUACAUGAAUAUUGUCUAACUAAUCAUUUGAGGGUUUCCAAAUCCAAAUUUGACACAAAGUGAUGCCUGAAUACAUCAUUGUUCUUCACAUCUGGUGUGCUGUACAUUUCUAUACACUGUACAAUAGUAGUGGGAGGAGAUAAGACAUCUCUACAGCUGCUCUGUCAGUAACAGAAAUUCUUUACCAGCUCAGCCUCGAGUAGUUUUCAUAAUUUCCAGUGUAGUAAUGUAGCAGAAGUUAGGGGGACACAUGUUGAGUUGGCAAAAACACACUUUGACAUCUUUUAGCUGAACCUUUAAAGUACUGUGCACUGUAACCGAAAAAUGCUGAAUGUAAGACUUAUUGUGACAUGUCAUAACAGGAAAGGCUCAGGUAUGAUGAAUCAUACUAUUUAUGACAUGGAUCCACCGUCACCAGUAGUUCCUGUGGGUCAUGUGAUACAUCCUGCAAGAUGAUUAUCACAGGAAAGCAGCAAAGGCAUAUGCAGUAUAUGCAAAUAAAUGAUAGUUUUUCUUACAGUAAUUACUGAAUUACUAUAAUAAAAUUAUUCAUUUACUAGAGGUUUACUGCUUGGUUUGCAAACAUAGUUUAAAUGCAUAUCGUCAGCAUGUACAAUACCAGAACUUGCUGACUAAAACACCUAGCAGUACACGAAAGAAGCCAUUAUUAAUGUUUUUAAUUGCACCUGUGCUUAUGCUGCUAUGGCAUGGUGAAAUUUGUCUUCUUACUGAGAUGAUUAUCUCAGUUGUUUUCAUUUGUCAGUGUUUUCCCAACUGUGCAAUGUUAAAUCUCAGCUUUGUAAGAUACUCCAGUGCUUAAAUAUUCAAUUCAGAUGUAUGUGCCUAAAUCAUUAGCCUUUUUUUGCCUCCAAAAACAGACCGUCUCCAGUUGUAUUAGCAAAUAUUGAGCUCUGUUAGUAUUAGAACAGAAAUGCUAAUGUCCAGCUCCAGCUCUUAGUGUUACUGCAAGUACUUGAAUCAUGUCUUACUCCCAAGUGUUGCCUUAAAUAUUUUUCCUAGAGUUUUUGCAUCACAUGGCAGCCAAAAUACAUGUAAACAUUUACAAUAUUUUAUUCUUAGUGACUUUGGACCUGUUUUUUAUGUUAUUUAUUUGUACAUGUUUGGUAAUAAACGUUUCUUAGCACUUGAAA